This is a messenger RNA of Penicillium oxalicum, 2610 nucleotides long. Its product is annotated as decapping enzyme complex catalytic subunit DCP2. Bases 1 to 2610 code for a protein of 869 amino acids. Gene Ontology annotation, biological process: nuclear-transcribed mRNA catabolic process, nonsense-mediated decay; deadenylation-dependent decapping of nuclear-transcribed mRNA. Gene Ontology annotation, cellular component: P-body; cytoplasm. Gene Ontology annotation, molecular function: manganese ion binding; 5'-(N(7)-methylguanosine 5'-triphospho)-[mRNA] hydrolase activity; RNA binding. NCBI's taxonomy places the organism in Eukaryota, Fungi, Ascomycota, Eurotiomycetes, Eurotiales, Aspergillaceae. The record is from RefSeq and is a predicted model, not a curated record. The transcript has 2 exons.
AUGACCGAAUCAAAGAUGCAACUAGAAGAUUGGCUGGAUGAUUUAUGUGUCCGAUUCAUUAUCAACCUACCCCACGAAGAACUCGAGUCUGUUGAACGGAUCUGUUUUCAGGUCGAAGAGGCGCAAUGGUUCUAUGAAGAUUUUAUUCGACCCCUCGAUCCUGCGCUGCCCUCGCUUUCACUGAAGGCUUUCAGUCUGCGCAUUUUCCAACACUGCCCUCUGAUGUCGCAAUGGUCUCACUACCAUCACAUGGCGGCGUUCUCUGAAUUCUUAGCCUACAAGACUAGAGUUCCGGUUCGUGGCGCAAUCCUUCUUAAUGAAGAGAUGGAUUCGGUGGUCUUGGUAAAAGGCUGGAAGAAAGGUGCGAAUUGGAGUUUUCCGCGGGGAAAGAUCAAUAAGGGCGAGCCGGACUUGGACUGCGCAAUCCGCGAGGUCUACGAAGAGACUGGCUUCGACGUGCGCGCAGCCAACUUGAUCAAGUCAGAAGACUCUGUCAAGUCGAUUGAGGUGACGAUGCGAGAACAGCACAUGCGACUGUUUGUGUUCCCUGGCGUUCCUCGCGACACGCAUUUUGAGCCGCGAACUCGCAAAGAGAUUAGCAAGAUUGAAUGGUACAAGCUGUCAGAGCUACCGACGCUCAAGAAAAACAAGCAGCAGGAUGAGGGAAUGGCCGUCGCAAAUGCCAACAAGUUCUACAUGGUCGCGCCUUUCCUGCAUCCAUUAAAGAAGUGGAUUGCUCAGCAAAAGAGACUAGCCCUCAAGGACCAGCCAGGCGUCAAGUCAUCUGUGCAUGUUGGGGGCUAUGCAUCUAUGGACGAAGGUGCUAACAAUACCGAAAAUCCUCCGUAUGGAAGCGGCAUGGCUGAUCUUCCAGAAGCUGACGCAGCAGCACCUGCGCCAGAUGUCUCUUCUCAUAUCAAGCAGCUGCUGAGGAUUGGUGGAGGGCAAACUGAGUCGACACCAGUGCCGGCUCCACCUUCAGUCUUGCCCGCUGCCGCAGUUGAUCAAAGCAAAUCUCAUGCGCUGCUGGCCCUUCUCAGAACCGGCUCCCAAGCCAGUUCUUCUCAGGCACAAGAGAACGUCACCCCUCAAGCUCCCAGCGGCGUUGGCUUCCCGUCAAACCAGGACAUCCACUUCGCUCCUGAUUUCUUUCCCGGGUUUCCCUUGCAGCAGCAACAUGUGCGGCCCUCCGAUUUCAUGCCGGAAAGAAAUUUACAGCAUCUUCCUGGUAAUCCUUUGCCACCUUCCCAGGUCCAGUCGCAUCCUCAGUCUCGGUCAUUCACAAUGUCCGGGCAACAUGACCUCGCGAAUCCACCCGCUCUACCGGCGAACCUACACUCUGGACAUCAGCAAUAUCAGAGCAACCACGCGCACAUCACUUCUCAAUUCAGCACCGCACCACCGAGGAACGCUGUGGCUCCAUUCCAAAGGACAGGUGAUCCUCAGUUUUCUGAGAAGAUGGAGCCCUCUCGAGGUCCAGGAGCGGCCGUACCACCAGCCAGCAAACUUCCCCCGCCUAAACUGACAAGUCAUUCGCUCGCGCUUCUCGGCUUUUUCAAAGAUGAGAACAAGACUCCCAAGACGUCGUUUGCAAACCCGGCUAGCGGUUCUGUGACUUUUCCCGGGUUUUCACCUGGCCCUCAUCCUAGCCAAGGGCGUAAAACCUCUCUCCAUCAGGACGGUCUGUUGAAUCUGUUCAAGGGUGCAAAAGGUUCGCCAGUACCUCCGCCUGCAGAGUUGUCUGGCCGCUCAGUCAGCGCCAUGCCACCUUCGCAGAAGCAAAUUCUUCAGCGGCCAUCACCUCUGCCGGAUCAUCGGCAGCAGCGGGGACUUGCAGGGUCCCAACCGUCUACGCAUACGGCUCAACCCUCAGUGGAUCCUCACGCAGCGUCAAGCAAGUUGCAACUGGAGAAGUCUUCCCGGUCAAGCUCGAAGAAGUCAGCCGAUGGAAGCUCAAGGCGCAGAGACAAUUCUGGUCGCCAUAACCCAGGUCAACCCCAAGCGCAGCUUUCCUCUCCUAUCACUAUUUUGCCUCGACCUCGGAGCGUCAAGCGCGAUACAUCAACUUCAGGAACUACGACGUCAAAGCACCAACCUUCGUCACCUCAGGAGGUCCAAUCUUCGCCUGCGCAACCAGUCAAGCCUUUUCAGCCGCAGAUUCUGCGUCGCUCGGACAAGAGUGGGUACCAUGAUAUUCGGGCGACCGCUCCCAAGGUGACUGAGCUUGACCGCCGGUCCAGUCUGGGCGUCGUGCAAGACUCUGAAGGGCUGGUUCUCCCGGCCAAUAUGGAUCGCCGCCCAAGUCAGACCCAUGCGCAGAAGGAGGCCCUCCUCUCUCUUUUCGGUAAAUCGCAAGGGUCGCCGGCAAUGGCAUCAGCUGCAGAGCUUGAAUCCACAUCUCUCCCUUCACAGCCGCCAAAUGUUUCUGGCUUGGUCAGUCCUCUCUCAUCAAUGCACAUUGCUGGCAGUGGUGGACCCGUUUCCCGUCGUGGAACUCCCCUAGAACCGGACAUCGACGAGCCCUCGAGCUCUGGGAAUCGGGUCUCUUCUCCCAGCAACAAGGCAUUCUUACUCAGCUAUUUGCAAGGCGUUGCAAAGGACGGUCGCUGA